UCGAACCAUCAACCUCGUUAUUUCUUCAUGUCCCUUCAAUCUCACCACAAUGGAGGGUGAACUCGCCAAACUACGUCAGGAAUUGCGAGAAGAACAACACCGACGCGAGGAAGCUGAGGAACUUUUACGACCACAAACAUUUUCGGCUUAUCUCGAGACCUGCCACUCGCUCAGUCUCGCCAUUCAGGUCGCUACCGACCGCUCCCUAACUACGCCAGGCGACACGACCAACACGACCAACCCGACCAAUCAAAUAUUUCCUCGACGCAUUAUCUUGUGGGAUAACUUUGCAACAGCAUAAGAUGA
Colletotrichum destructivum is the source of this 306-nucleotide messenger RNA. RefSeq lists its product as uncharacterized. The coding region runs from base 50 to 301 and encodes 83 amino acids. The record is from RefSeq and is a predicted model, not a curated record. The transcript has a single exon. Lineage: Eukaryota; Fungi; Ascomycota; Sordariomycetes; Glomerellales; Glomerellaceae.